This is a messenger RNA of Aspergillus wentii DTO 134E9, 1341 nucleotides long. Its product is annotated as acyl-CoA dehydrogenase family protein. NCBI's taxonomy places the organism in Eukaryota, Fungi, Ascomycota, Eurotiomycetes, Eurotiales, Aspergillaceae. Gene Ontology annotation, molecular function: flavin adenine dinucleotide binding; oxidoreductase activity, acting on the CH-CH group of donors. The record is from RefSeq and is a predicted model, not a curated record. The transcript has 4 exons. The coding region runs from base 1 to 1341 and encodes 446 amino acids.
AUGUCCGCAUCUGCAAGAAUCCCCCCCAUCGCUCAGCCGUUCGUCAGCGACCGGGCCAAGCGAACACUCGACCUGGUCGAAGAAUUCGUCGAAAAAGAAUGUGUCCCCGCCGAAGGCCUCUUCCAGGCCCAACUAGGCGAAGGCGAGAAACGAUGGAAGACCACCCCCGCCGUGAUUGAGGAGCUGAAAGUCAAGGCCCAGCGUCUGGGUCUGUGGAAUAUGUUCCUGCCCAAGAACCACUUCAAGCAGGGUGCUGGAUUCAGUAAUCUGGAAUAUGGGUUGAUGGCGGAGUAUUUGGGCAAGAGUAAGCUUGCUUCUGAGGCUACGAAUAACGCCGCCCCCGAUACGGGUAACAUGGAGGUUUUGGCCAAGUAUGGCAAUGAAGCGCAGAAGCAGCAAUGGCUUGUGCCGUUGUUGGAGGGAAAGAUCCGUUCGGCUUUCCUUAUGACGGAGCCCGAUGUGGCGUCGAGUGAUGCUACGAAUAUUCAGUUGAAUAUCCGUCGGGAAGGAGAUGAAUAUAUCCUUAAUGGCUCUAAAUGGUGGUCUUCUGGUGCUGGUGACCCCCGCUGUCAGAUCUAUCUCGUCAUGGGCAAGUCGGAUCCCUCCAACCGUGAUACCUACAAGCAACAAUCCGUCAUUCUCGUUCCCGCCAACACCCCCGGCGUCACUGUCCACCGCAUGCUGUCAGUGUACGGAUACGAUGACGCCCCCCACGGCCACGGCCACAUCACCUUCACUAACGUCCACGUCCCCGUCUCCGCCAUGGUCCUAGGCGAAGGCCGCGGUUUCGAAAUCAUCCAGGGUCGUCUGGGUCCCGGCCGAAUCCACCACGCCAUGCGCACCAUCGGUGCCGCCGAGAAGGCAAUCGAGUGGCUCAUCGCCCGUGUCAACGACGAGCGGAAGCAGACCUUCGGCCGCAGUCUGUCCUCGCACGGUGUCAUCCUCGAAUGGAUCGCCAAAUCGCGCAUCGAAAUCGACGCGGCCCGUCUCAUCGUCCUGAACGCCGCUAUCAAGAUCGACCAGGGCGACGCCAAGUCCGCUCUGAAGGAAAUCGCCCAGGCCAAGGUCCUUGUGCCCCAGACUGCUCUUACCAUCAUCGACCGCGCUGUCCAGGCUUAUGGUGCCGCCGGUGUCUGCCAGGAUACGCCCCUGGCUAACCUGUGGGCUAUGAUCCGAACUCUCCGUAUCGCUGAUGGUCCUGAUGAGGUCCACCUCCAGCAACUCGGACGGAGAGAGAACAAGGCCCGCAAGGACCCUGUUACCGCAAAGUUGAACUGGCAGCGUGAUCAGACUGACCGCUUGCUUACGGCUAGUGGGUUCAAGGCUAAGAGCCAUUUGUGA